Molecule: messenger RNA, 4766 nt
Organism: Grammomys surdaster
Lineage: Eukaryota; Metazoa; Chordata; Mammalia; Rodentia; Muridae
Gene: Vwde
Product: von Willebrand factor D and EGF domains
Biological process (GO): anatomical structure development
Cellular component (GO): extracellular region; cell surface
Molecular function (GO): calcium ion binding; signaling receptor binding
Source: RefSeq, a predicted model, not a curated record
AUGCAGGGCGGAGCCUGGGCACUGCUGGUGACCAUGCUGAUGCUCCUGGUCCCGGGAGAAGCUCAGGAGUGCUCUCCUGGGGGCCACCAGUUUCUUCAGAGUCCUUACAGAAGCGUCCACUUUGACACAGUGUAUCUCCAGUAUUCAUCUGCUCAAGACCUGAUCUGUGACCAUUCUCUCACCCCUGGAUGGUACCGAUUUCUCAUCUUUGACAGACCUGCUGAGAUGCCGACAAAAUGUGUGGAGAUGAACCGCUGUGGAACUCAGGCCCCCAUCUGGCUGUCUCUCAGUGAUUCCGAAGCUCUGCCUCUUCCUGGCAAGAUCAAGACACUGACAGCGUGUGCCACUUGGCAGUUUUUGUUUAGCACUGAAAAGGACUGUUGUCUCUUUCAAAUCCCUGUCUCUGUACGAAACUGCGGGGAUUUUUUCGUGUACUUACUGCAACCCACUCAGGGAUGUAUGGGCUACUGUGCUGAAGCUAUUUCUGAUGUGAAGUUACACACUUGUGGCCCUGGAGAGACAGAAAUUGAAGGUGGCUGUGUUGGCCAGCUCUCCACAGUACUGCCUCCCCCUCCUCCAGGCAUGCCCAAGGUCAUUGUGGAGCUGGUGGGCUCCCAGGUGUUUUGUAGGUGUACUUUUGAUGUUUCCCCCACAAAUAAGUCCAUAGGAUUUCUGAUAGCCUGGUCUAGGCUUUCUUCCCAAGAAAUCAAAGAAGAGCUGAGACAGGAGAGCACUCUUCAGGCAUUCUCGCUUUUAGAGCUUGAUGGCAUAAAUCUCAAACUUGGAGAUGAGAUAUUCUGCAGUGCUGCUGUCUUUUACUUGGAGGAACCAGAUGUGCAAAGUAUAGCUGUUGAAAGCCAGGGAUUUUUUGCUGGAAUUAAGUUAAAACCUGAACUGGACACUAUAUCAGAAGAUGGAAAGGAAUUCCAGCUGAGGAUAGAGAGUACAAUUCCUAUCGUUUGCUCUGAAUUUAGUGAGCUUGAUCAAGGAUGCAAAAUCUCGUUAAAACUGAAAACCAUCGAACGAGGUAAAGAACACCUCGGUUUAAAUUUGGCAUUGUCUUCCUGCCAUGUGGAACUUCACCAGGACUCUUGUGUUGAUGGAAUAUGUAGCCAGGCUGUAGUAUACUACACUGCUGUGACAGACUUUUCCCAGGAUGGAGACAGACUGACAGACAUCAUCGUGGAGCCUAUCGUUAAUGAUGUUUUUCUGUGGGACAGAUACACUCCAGACAGCAUCCAGAUCAAAGUCAAGGAUGUCCCAUCUGCUUACUGUUAUUCAUUUACUGACCCACACAUAAUUACCUUUGAUGGCAGAGUAUAUGACAACUUCAAGACUGGAACGUUUGUGCUUUAUAAGAGUAUGUCACGUGAUUUUGAAAUUCAUGUACGCCAAUGGGACUGUGGGAGCCUUCACUAUCCUGUGUCAUGCAACUGUGGCUUUGUUGCAAAAGAAGAAGGUGACAUCGUUACUUUUGAUAUGUGCAGUGGCCAGUUACAUGAAUCUCCACCAUACUUAUUUGUAAAGAGCCAAGAGUCAUCAUCAAGAAAUAUCAGAAUAACUGAAUCUUAUUUAGGAAGAAAAAUCACGAUUUGGUUUUCCUCUGGAGCGUUCAUCCGUGCUGACCUCAGUGAGUGGGGUAUGAGUAUAACACUCAGAAUCUCUAGUUUAGACUACAGAAGCACACUGGGGCUUUGUGGCACCUUCGAUGAAAACCCAGAAAAUGAUUUCCAUGACAAGAACGGGACCAAAAUUGAUCAUGAUGUCAACAGUUAUAUUGCUUUUAUCAAUGAAUGGAGGCUUUUACCAGGAAGAAGCAUGUUUGACAAAAUACCAGCUUCCCCACGGUUUCCUGCAAAACCAUCCUACUGCAGCUGCUGGUUGGGUACCACCAUGCACCAUCUGCUUUCUCACCAUCUGGACAGCAAAUCUCACUUGGAAAUCGCUCCCAGCUGUAAAGAUAUCAAGCACAUCCAAUUCUCUUCUUUGAUACCAGACCUAGAUAUUACCUCUGAAUAUAUCAAUUCGGAAGCUCUUGUUGGAAAAAUAAACCCUCAUGUACCUAGGGAAGAAAAUAAUUUGAACUUCUUACUACAUGAAAAUGCUCACCCAAACCUACCCAAACUGGACUUAAAUUUACAGCAUUCUGGGAACAAGACACAAAAUCCUCCUACGAAUUCGAGUAAUGGGAGGCAUACACAGGACCAGGAAAUGAGGAAUCUACAAAAGAGAUGGAAACAACAAAAUCUGAAGGACUUUCGUCCCGUAUUUACUUUCCAGAGUCUUGGACAAGGCAACCUGGCAGAGUUUUCUUAUUUUUUCCCUGGGGACCACACUGAGGACAGCAAACAAGAGUUUGUCCCCUCGUGGCCCACAGCAUCCGGCCUCAAUGAAGUCAGCGUCUUGGCAAUCUGUCAGCAGACUCUAGCCAACUCGAGCAUUGGAAGGCUCUGUCUUCCCUUUCUUGGAAGGACACUAAACCAUGUUAUGGACAUGUGUGUGAAGGAUGUUCUGCGAAAGGACGACGUGAGCUGGGCAGAGGCAGGAGUGGCCUUGUUAGAAAAUGAAUGCGAGAGACGUAUUUUAGAAGAAGGAACGCACAACAUAGAACACAGGAAGUCAGUAGAAGGCAUUCUAGAAGUGUUAAAAUGUCCCAAUUUAUGCAGUGGACAUGGACAGUGUAUGCACUGGGGCUGUGUAUGUUUUUCAGGCUACAGUUCCCAUGAUUGCAGUCAUUCAUAUGACAUAACUCCUGAAAUUACUGCAAUUGAGAAUGCUGGAUUCUGUGAUAUUCAGAAGCAGAACUGCGUCACAGUGAAAGUUUUCGGUCAAGGCUUCAAAGAGUCAUUUUCCAUCAAAUGUGAAGUCACUAAACUGGAGUAUAAUGGCAGUAAGUGGGUGCUUGGAGCAACUAUCUACACACAGGCAAGCUUUCAAAAUAGCAAAGAGGUUGACUGUCAGCUCUUCCCAGAUGGCCAGUAUUCUGAUACCAUGGAUCUAACAGCAGAGAAACCCUUGGCAAAGUUGCAAGUAAAGGUAUCUAAUGAUGGUUAUACAUUCAGUAAUCCCAAGAUAAUGAUCAUAUAUGAUGGUGCUUGUCAAGUUUGUGGUCCCUAUGAAAAUGAUUCAUGUACUAUGAAGGAUAAUGUUUGCAUUAUUGAUGAUCGCUGCUAUACUGAUGGGUAUAAAAACCCUACCAGCUCUUGUUUGAUUUGUAGACCCCAAACUUCAAAUUCUACUUGGUCGUUUUUAGAUGAUAACCAACCCCCUGUGAUUCAAGCACUGCAAAACAAAUUACAGGCAUUUUAUGGUGAAGAGUUUGAAUACCAGUUCAUAGCCUGGGAUCCAGAAGGCUCUGAGAUACAUUUUACACUGGAUUCUGGUCCUGAUGGAGCAAGUGUUUCCUCUGAAGGACUUCUAACAUGGAAAACAGAGUCACAGACUCCUCAGAGAUUCACUGUCCAUCUUAAGGAUGAAUGUGAGGCUGAAGCUACAGUCACAGUGGAGGUGACUGUGAAGUCUUGUGACUGCUUAAACGGUGGGUCAUGUGUGCCUGAUAAAAAAAUCCCUCCAGGAACUGGAGCCUACCUUUGUGACUGCUUGCCUGGUUUUUAUGGUGAUCAUUGCGAGGCUGAAGCCAGUGAAUGCCAGUCAAAACCUUGUGGCCUUGGCAGAUGCAUUAAUGGCUUGCAUAGUUACUCCUGUGACUGUCCUUCUGAGCUCACAGUUGAAACAGAAUUUUUAAAUGAUUUUACUACAAUUGUAGUUCUCAUGAGAUCUGACAAAAGAAUUAUUGAAGAAGAGGAUGGUAAAACUGCCAAACAUAAAAGUCAUAUUAGGCCAACAGAUGAAAAUGUCCCCACAUUUUGUAGACACUCCUGUGGAAGAAACAGGGAAUGUGUUGCCCCAAACAUAUGCAAAUGUAAACCAGGUUAUACUGGUUCCAACUGCCAAACUGCCAUCUGUCACCCUGUUUGCAAAAAGCAUGGGAAAUGCAUUAAGCCUAACAUCUGUGAAUGUCCUCCGGGGCAUGGUGGAGCAACCUGCGAUGAAGAACAUUGUAGCCCUCCUUGCCAACAUGGGGGCAAGUGCUUGUCUGGCAAUCGAUGCACUUGUGCUUAUGGCUUUGUAGGACCAAGGUGUGAAACAUUGGUCUGUAACAGACAUUGUGAAAAUGGAGGUGAAUGUGUUGCACCAGAUAUUUGCCAGUGCAAGUCUGGCUGGUAUGGACCCACCUGUAGUACAGCUCUAUGCGAUCCCACUUGCCUCAACGGUGGUUCCUGUUAUAAGCCAAACACGUGCCUUUGCCCUGGUGGAUUCUUUGGUACACAGUGCCAGAAUGCUGUCUGUCACCCUCCCUGUAAAAAUGGCGGCCUCUGCAUGAGAAAUAAUGUGUGCACCUGUCGUGGUGGGUACACCGGAAAGAGAUGCCAGACAAGCAUUUGUGAGCCUUUGUGCAUGAAUGGUGGAAAAUGUGUGGGACCGAAUAUUUGUUCCUGUGCUUCUGGUUGGAGUGGGAAACGGUGUAACACACCAAUCUGCCUUCAGACAUGUAAAAAUGGGGGUGAAUGCAUAGCUCCCAGCAUGUGUCAUUGUCCCUCCACCUGGGAAGGGGUGCAGUGUGAGAAACCCAUUUGUACUCCGAAGUGUCUUUAUGGAGGAAGAUGUGCAUUUCCUGGUGUAUGCUCUUGCCGUACUGGAUACUCUGGAGUCAAAUGUGAAAAGAAGAUACAGAUGAAACAUCGUUGAGGAACGUGUACUAUUUA